UACUGUUUAAAUGCCUUCUCUCUCCAUUUUGUUUUUCUCUCAUUAACUAACGUUAUCUACUUCCCAAAACCCUCAGACUUGUUUUUCUUCUUCGAAAGGAAGUAUAAUCAGAAUGGACUUGCUCAAUCCGUCAAGAGGUUAUGAUCACGAUCAGAAGCUUCACAAGGCUUUUUCAAUGGAUGUUGGAAAGCCAUUGAUGCUCAAAGAUUACCUCCUUCAAGAUCUCACCUCCUGUUCGUCCAACGGUUUCAAUUCCUUCCCUCGCCGACAAUGCUGUACGACCGUCCGAUUUCUCCUCGAUAUUGACCUCAGGAAAACCAACACCGCUAACCGGUUUCUGACCAGAAGCCGCUCAAGAGCGGUGGCUUCCACCACCAUUUCCGCUUUCCGUAGAGCGUCGGAGGCCGUAAUUAAAGCCAUCAAGUCAACUUCGCCGUCUCCGUCGGUACGGGACAGAGUUAAGAAAGUUCUUCUCCCAAGAAGCUUGUCGCGGAAGCUGUUGAAAGGAAGGUUCUGGAAGAAAGCAGACGGCGGCAUAAAAAAAUGGAGAUUAUUCCGCGAAUUGUCCCGAAAAUCACAACAAACGUUCGAUCAGAAUGCGCAUCAGUUCGCCACAACCACCACAACAAUAAUUACAACGAUCGGAGUCUCAACAAGUAACAGCUGCAGAGAGUACGAGAGUGAAAUUUUCACUUGGGAUACUCUACUGUCAUCGAGCAGUAACUCUGGUAGUCCGAACCAAAACGACACCGUGGAAGGUAAGAAAGAAUUAACGGAGAAGAAACUGAUCGGCGAGGAUUCCACCAGCAAAAACUCUAACAGAAAGCAGGAGUGGCCGAAUGAGGAAAAGGAACAGUCCAGCCCGGUGUCUGUGCUCGAUAGCCCAUUUGAAGAUGUGGAAGAGUUUAACUCUCCUCAAUCCCGAUAUUGCAGACCCGCGCUCGUCAAAGGAACCAGACAAAAGCUAAUACAAAAGACCCGAUAUUUUGAGGGACUCACUCAUGAAGUAGAACCAGUUGACCUAGAGAAGCGAAUUGCUUCUUUAGAGCUUAACGAUGAACAUUCCACGAAGCCAACUUCCUCAUUCAUGUCAAUGAACCAAACUUAUGAACAUGUCAAUGAUAAUGAAAGAGAAGCAUAUCACUUACUCAACUUAAUCAAAGCUAGAAACCCCUUAAAUAGCUUUUUACCCAAAGAAGAUAGUUUAUUACUGGACUUAGUUGGAGAGAGACUACUGAAAGAAAAUCAUGCUAUACUUGGUAAAAGAAAAGAAUUAUUCAAGGAAGAGUUGUUGAAGACAGCAGAAGAUUGGAUUAAGGGGCAACCAAGAGAGUUAUUUCUGGGUUGGGACAUGAAGGCUAACAGAGGUGCUUAUUUUAGAGAUGUAGAGAAAAAUGGGAGUUGGAGAAAUUUUGAUGAUGAGAUAGAAAAUAUGGCACAAGAAUUGGAGCUUGAUUUUCUCACAUCUUUGGUGGACGAAUUAUUGCUUGAUUUAUUGUAGGACUUAGGAGCAAUAUUAAUGUAUUAAAAUGCUUUAUUUAUAUCUUCUCAAGGUUGUUUUCCACACUUGGAAUCCAACAAGGGGAUCAACUAAAUAACCAAAACCACCUUGAGCAAGCGUCAGGGAAUUGGUAUUUCAA
This is a messenger RNA of Carica papaya (papaya), 1640 nucleotides long. RefSeq lists its product as uncharacterized. NCBI's taxonomy places the organism in Eukaryota, Viridiplantae, Streptophyta, Magnoliopsida, Brassicales, Caricaceae. The record is from RefSeq and is a predicted model, not a curated record.